This is a messenger RNA of Dibothriocephalus latus, 255 nucleotides long. NCBI's taxonomy places the organism in Eukaryota, Metazoa, Platyhelminthes, Cestoda, Diphyllobothriidea, Diphyllobothriidae. The record is from the annotation of a GenBank genome assembly.
AUGGGCAAAAUCGUACACACUCUGAUAAAUCGUCGUUACGGCGAGCCGAACAUCGCUUAUGCCGAGUCUCACGAUCAGGCCCUGGUCGGUGACAAGACCAUCUCCUUCUGGCUCAUGGACAAGGAAAUGUACACGCACAUGAGCAAAUGCAGCCCUCCUAGUCUGAUCAUCGAUCGUGGCCUGGCGUUGCACAAGAUGAUCCGCUUCAUCACUUUCACUCUAGGCGGGGAGGGUUAUCUGAACUUUAUGGGUUAG